UCACAUGGUGCUGUCCAACCGAGGGCUGCUGAUGGAGCCAGAUGAAAAAGACAGGAGGCGAACCCCUCCGGUUGCGCGUCAGCAUCCCCUCAAAUAGGAAUCCGCUUCUGUCACUUCUGCCCUGCACACCGAGAGACGGACGAGAGCAACCCCGAAACAACACCUGAAGGAGAAUUUUAUUUGGCAUGCAACGGGUUUGAUUUUCUUCGUUGUAUUUUUUUUCUUUUGUAAUGCCAAAGAAGAAGAGUAAAGGGAGGCUGUGAGGAGGCUGAAGCCUUGCAAAGAAUGAUAGUGAGGAUCAAGGCGCGCUGUCCCAGGAGAACUCAUCUGAAAAGCUGGCCGUGAGAGACCGGGAUGCUCCUCUAAGGCACCGGGGACGAUUCAUCUUCUGUUGGAGGUCUUCGCACACACGCGCGCACGCUCCGAAUCGAGCAUAGACAAGCGCGAGUGGAACACACACUCAAAGGAAGACACACCCGCCUCCAUCCUAACUGAGGUUUUCCUUAGCAGACGGUGUGAGCGGAAGAGUUUAAGCUUGAGUAAGGAAGUGAGCAAAACGGAGUGGGUGUCAUGGAAAGACAAGGGGGCUCUCAAGACAACCUUACCUACCAAAACCUGCUUCUACUGGGAGCCAUUGCAGCAGCGUCUGCUUUCGUGGUCACCAUCCUGAUCGUCCUUGUCUGCGUCGGCUGCCAAAGGAAAAGCAAAAGCAAGCACCCUCCGGCCGGGGAGAAAGGGACAUCUGUAAAUAUGCAGGGUACCCUUCGCCACCCAAAGCUCAACUCCAUGAGUAAAUCUGACACCAGGCUCCAUGAGAUCAAUCGCUUUCCCUGCAAUGGAAACUCUGUUAGUAAGAGCCGUCCAGCUAGUAUGGACCUCCUGCUUCUCCACAGUCGCCGCUCCCAGACGGAUCUGAGGCCCUCCCACGGCCGACAGCUCCCCCAGAUCCCCACCAGUCCACAGAGAUCUGGCCAGGGGGGAGAAGGGGAAACGGGAGGGGAAGGGGGAGGCGGCGGAGGAGGAGGAGGCGAAGCAAGAGAUCACACCUACACUGAGGUGGGCCUACGCAAUAACCCCACCCCUACCCACUACCUGGAUGAUGGCCUAUAUGAAAGCGUAGGUGUCCGGGAAGGCCCAAAAGUACCCUCUGCCCCACCAACCACAUCAGCCAACGCUCCAGCUAUAGCCAGGGCUCCUCAAAGCCCCUCUACUCAUGCCAGCGGAGCUCGGAGUGGAAACGGGCACGCAAACGGUGGCAGAGGGAAUGACACUAUUAAUGGACCAAUGACGGGACGAGGUAAUGGAGCAAGUGGGGUCAGUAGGUCACCUCUCUCUUCUGUGAAUUCCCUGGCUGUUCAAGAUCCAUCUUUAGCCGAGUAUGCAUCUAUACGAAAGUUUAGAAAGGCUGACAAGAUAAACAGGAAGGAAAACAAUGGUGUCGACAGCCAGUCAGACAGCCAAUCGAGCGUGAGUGAUUCACCCUCUGCUGGUCCUCCUCCACUACAUCGCAGUCAAGAGUUUCCACGGAAACAACUGGAGCCAUUUCACCUUCACUCCUUCCCAAAGGAAGCAGUGUUCAUGGGCAAUGGGGAACAGUACAUCUGGAAGCCUCCAGAGGACAACGACAUCAUCACCUUGCACCCACCUCCACAUCACCCACCUGGGGAGAAUGAACAGGGACACCCAUCGCCUCCAACUGCAAAGGAGAUUGCAGACACCUACUCUAUCGUAUGUAAAACCCAGAAAAAGAAACCUCCUAUGGAACACAAUGGAGCCAAGACCCUCCCACGAUCCUUUGGUGGAGAUAGAGGAAACAUGGGUUCUCGGGGCCGAGGUAGGGGAGUCCAGAGCCAAGCACGUUCGCAGGAGGAACCCUGCUACGAGCCUGUAGGAGACAGGUCCUGGUCUUCCCCAGUGGCUGAGUCAGACCCUGCAUACGCGACUAUCGACCCACACCGGAAACGUGAGCAAGGGGGAACCAAUAACAGCACAGCUGGGGGUAGUGCCACUCUGAAGAGAAAGAAGCAGCAGCAGCAGCAGCAGCAGGCAACACCAGCAGCACCUCAGGCCUCAGGACCAAGCACCCUUCCUACUAGAGGCCUGCCUGGUGGGGAAAACUUCUAUGAGACCAUCAGUGAUGUGAAACAAGGGGGCAACAGCACUACCACCAUCUUUACUUUCAAUGAUGGCAUGGAGAUGUAUGUCACAGGCCUGUAGCUGACUGACAGGCAAAAGGGCCCAGAACCCACUGGUAUAGAGUCUGGAGAUUUUCCUGUUUACAGAACAACAGGUUGCUGUACAUAGACACAAGGCCCUCUAUAGUAAAACAACAUGAGGAUCCAUUUUGUGUUGAAAUCAGGUACAAACAGGGUCUUUAUCCAGGUUCAGACUUCCUUUGAUUGGUCUGUACUUAAGAACCAGCCUAAGCCUAGUCCAGCCCAAAUAUGGACUAAAAUCAUUUGAAAAAACAAACAAACAAACAAAUAAAACUGGGAUAGAGAUCUUCAAUCUGCUGUGUCACUCACCAUAGUCACCUGUUUGUGCAACAUUUUCCAUAAUAUCUUUAUUUUUAUAUGAAAACUCUUUAAAGCAUAUGUGGUGUAACUCACAACCUCAGAA
Pundamilia nyererei is the source of this 2619-nucleotide messenger RNA. RefSeq lists its product as uncharacterized. Gene Ontology annotation, cellular component: membrane raft; plasma membrane. The record is from RefSeq and is a predicted model, not a curated record. The transcript has 10 exons. Bases 571 to 2217 code for a protein of 548 amino acids. Gene Ontology annotation, biological process: B cell receptor signaling pathway; negative regulation of T cell activation; intracellular signal transduction. Lineage: Eukaryota; Metazoa; Chordata; Actinopteri; Cichliformes; Cichlidae.